Messenger RNA from Musa acuminata AAA Group (dessert banana), 2032 nucleotides. Its product is annotated as pentatricopeptide repeat-containing protein At3g16610-like. The transcript has a single exon. The coding region runs from base 224 to 1693 and encodes 489 amino acids. Lineage: Eukaryota; Viridiplantae; Streptophyta; Magnoliopsida; Zingiberales; Musaceae. The record is from RefSeq and is a predicted model, not a curated record. Gene Ontology annotation, molecular function: protein binding.
UUGGAAACCAAUAGGUCAGUUCACCCGCCAUGUCGACGUGUAGCCGCAUCGCGGCCGCGGAGGAGACGAACAGGCGUUCAUUCCCCGCGGAGGGCUGCACCGCGAACGCGGCGAACACGGUAGUUCGGAAACACCGAACCAGUAGCCGACACGUGGACAUAGAUGAUGCGGCCCGGCGUUGACUAUAACUAACUGCCGUGUGCGGUUGACGCACUACUCUCUCAUGGGCGGACUGCACAAGUUUAGACCACCAAAGAAGCUCUUCGGUCUUCACCUCCAUCGUACCCCUCUCUCUUCCUGCACCACCGGCCACCGCCGAACCCCGCACUGGACCUCGUCAAACCACAUCCUCCAGAAUCAUCCUCGCUUACUCUCCCUCGAGGCUUGCCCCUCGCUUCCCGGCCUUCGAGCCACCCUCGCCUUCGCCGUCGUCUCCGGUCUCUUCCACAACCCCUUCGUCUCCAGCCGCCUCCUCCUCCACGCCACCUCCUUCGACUUCGCCUUUUCCUCCCUAAUUUUUCGAUGUAUGGAAUCUCCGAACCUUUUCUCCUGGAACACCGUCAUCAGAGCCGCCGCGGCCUCUGACGACCGGCGCCCCUCGGUCGCCUUCUCCCUGUACGCCGAAAUGCUACAGAGAGCCACUCUUCCAGAUAAGUACACCUUCCCUUUCUUGCUCAAGGCCUGCCGUUCCCCCUGUGAUCUUGGUUAUGGCAGACUAUUCCAUUGCCAUGCAAUGAUCUUCGGUCUCGGCAAUGAUGCAUUCAUGCAGACUGCACUCAUGUCGAUGUACUUAUCGUGUGGGCAUUUAGUUGACGCACGUCACGUGUUCGAUGAGAUUACUCAAAGGGAUGUUGUCGUCUGGACUGCGACGAUCUCGGGUCUGGUCGAUAGAUGUUGCCAUGAGGAUGCUUUUGGGGUGUUCAAAGAGAUGAGAAUGUUCGACCAAGAUGUCACUCCUAAUGUGGCGACCAUGGUUUCAGCCAUGUCGGCGGUUGUGGGCUUAGGGUCUUUGGCUCUUGUCAAGAGCUUGCAUGCUAACAUGGAGAAGGUAGGUUUGGAAGGUGAUGUCUUUGUUAGGAAUUCACUGAUCGAUGCAUAUGCCAAAUGCGGAAGCAUUGCUUGUGCCUUGCAAGUGUUUGAUAGUAUGAGUGUAAAGGAUUUGCAUUCUUGGACAGCCAUGAUAACGGCUUUAGCUUCGCAUGGCCUUGGCAGGGAGGCCAUUGAAGCAUACUCAAGGAUGUGUGAAACGGGUGUGUUGCCAGAUUCCACUACUUUCAUUGCUGUCCUUUCUGCUUGCAGCCAUGCUGGAUUAGUGAAUGAGGGGAUUGAGAUCUUUAAUUCUAUGGAAAGGGCUUACAAAGUUGUUCCCGAGCAAAAGCAUUACGGAUGCAUGGUGGAUCUUUUGAGUCGGGCAGGCCUCUUAGCUCGCGCAUACAAUUUCAUCAUAAGAAUGCCCAUGAAACCCAAUUUGGCGAUACUGGGUGCUUUAUUGAGUGCAUGUAGAGCUCAGAAUGACUUAGAACUAGGUGAACUUGUUGCGAAGAAAAUUGAGUCAUUAUGCCAAUAUAAGGGAGGUGCAGAUGUCCUUUUAUCUAACAUGUAUGCUGAUCAGCAACGAUGGCACGGAGUGGUUUCUAUAAGAGAAGCAGCAAGAAAGGAUGCAAAAAAGCCUCCUGCACAAAGUUGGAUUUGAGGCGGGAACAUACUUGAUAAUUUCUUGGUUGAAUUCUGGUCACAUCCGCAUCCUAAUCAGAUGCUUUUACUGCAGGAGGGUCGAGAAGGUUCUUUGAUAUAUGGCUUCUCUCUUCAUGUGCUUGAUCCUCUCUCAUAAUGGAAUGCCCCAGUGGGAAUGGAAGUAGCUUGAUAAACUGCAGAAAGACAAUGCAAGGUCUUUAUGAAGCUUCUCAAUUUCAAGUAGAAGUGGCUGAUAGGACAAGGCUUUAAUGAUGAUGGAGAUUGGUACCAGUUGUUCUCUACCUGUGAUUUUUAGAGCUUAAUUUUGAUGAAUAAAUAAGGAGAUCUAGUGUCAACA